AUGCAGCUGGUCAGGGAACAACCGCAGGAAGAGGAGAGCACGGUCAGAAUUCACGCUCGGGACCCAUAUCCUUUAACGGCCCCUACGUGGGUUUUAUCGGAGGACAGACCCCGAUUUACCGCAGAAUCCCCAAAGUGGAAUAGUCAUUCGCUCGUCUAUGCUCCGCUCAACUUGGACAGACUUCAGCAGUGGAUUGACGCCGGCCGAAUCGACACAUCCCACGUAAUUACAAUGAAAGAUCUCGUGGACUCGCGCGCCAUUCAUCAAAUCAAGGAUGGUGUGAAGCUUCUCGCCGACGGUAAAGAGAAGUUCCACUCGAAGAUCCGAAUCGAUGUCUCGCGCGCGAGCAACGAGGCGAUCAAGACCAUCGAGCAGAACGGAGGUCAAAUUGUGUGCUCCCACUACAACAAAUUGGCGAUGCGCUUGCUGCUGAAGCCGCAGAAGUUUGUGCCUCCGUAUCCGCGCCGAGCUCGUCCGUCUCCGAAGCUGAUGAGUUAUUAUACAAGUGAUGAACAUCGAGGGUACUUGUCUCCGUCGUAUUCGGGUGUGUAUCAAAGCUUUUUGGAAGACAUGCAUGGAAGAGGAGUCUGUGUGUCUCCGAAUGGACAGGGACGGAUUGAAUCGUGA
Blastocystis hominis is the source of this 627-nucleotide messenger RNA. RefSeq lists its product as hypothetical. Gene Ontology annotation, molecular function: structural constituent of ribosome. The record is from RefSeq and is a predicted model, not a curated record. The coding region runs from base 1 to 627 and encodes 208 amino acids. Lineage: Eukaryota; Bigyra; Opalinata; Blastocystidae. The transcript has 4 exons. Gene Ontology annotation, cellular component: mitochondrial large ribosomal subunit. Gene Ontology annotation, biological process: translation.